AUCAAAGAUUAGAUUUACAACAACUCCAGCCUCCAUUACAGCCACCCAAGAAGCGAUCUUACUUGUCAUCUUCUUCAACUUUGCCGGAGCAGAGCAUCGAAUAUGCAAGGAAAAUGGGAGAAAGCCACCGCCAAGCAGCAACAUCAUCAAGGCUUGGAGCAAGAAACACGGGAGGAGAAAUAGUGGAAGUCCAAGGAGGUCACAUUGUUCGCUCCACCGGAAGAAAAGACCGUCACAGCAAAGUUUGCACGGCCAAAGGCCCGAGAGACCGUCGUGUCCGGCUAUCAGCCAAUACUGCAAUUCAGUUCUAUGAUGUGCAGGACCGCCUUGGCUAUGACCGUCCUAGUAAAGCCGUAGAUUGGUUAAUCAAGAAAGCCAAAGCCGCCAUAGAUGAGCUUGCAGAACUGCCCCCAUGGACUCCUACUACUGUUGCCACCACUAGAACCACCACUCAACAAGACCAAAUUAGUGAUGAGAGAGAUUAUCAAUUUUCGAUGGAAAAUCUUGCUGUUCUUGGAGGUUCUAGUGGAGGCAAUACUAGAACAAUAGCAGGAAAUGCGACAACAACUUCAACCGUGGGCAGUGAUGUUCAAAAUAUGGAACAUCAACAUCUGCAAGAAAAUCCCAGUAAUACUUAUAGUUUUUUGCCGCCAUCAUUAGACUCGGACGCCAUUGCAGAUACAAUUAAGUCAUUUUUUCCGAUGGGUGCAUCGGCGGAGACGUCCUCCGCUUCUAUACAGUUUCAGAGCUACCCGCCGGAUUUGCUAUCAAGAACCAGUAGUCAAAAUCAAGAUCUGCGGCUUUCGCUGCAGUCAUUUCAAGAACCAAUUCUUUUGCAGCACCACCAGCAACCGCCACCACCACAUCAUCACGGUGGUGAACAGCAACUGUUCUUGUCUGGAACAACGGGAAAUCAAAUCGGAUUUGAUGGGCCUUCUGCUGGGUGGUCCGAGCACCACCAUCGCCAUCCAGCAGAAAUUAGCAGAUUCCAGAGAAUGGUAGCUUGGAAUGCUGGCGGUGCAGCUGAUACUGGUAUUGGCGGUGGUGUUAGCAAUGGUGGGUUUAUCUUCAACACAUCAGUGCCACCACAAACGGUGUUGUCACCGCCACUUUUGCAGCCGUUAUUCGGGCAAAACCAGUUUUUUUCUCAGAGGGGACCCCUUCAGUCCAGUAACACGCCUUCAGUUCGUGCUUGGAUAGAUCCAUCAAUCACUUCCGAUCAUCAUCAUCACCACCAAAUUCCACAAAUCCAUCAACAACCAUCACCAAUAUCAGGAUUCGCUGCCUCUAUUGGCGGAUUCUCCGGGUUUCGAGUUCCAGCACGAAUUCAAGGCGAAGAAGAGGAGCACGACAGCAUUCACAACAAGCCGUCCUCUGCUUCCUCUGAUUCUCGCCAUUGAAUAUCCAAAAAUCUCACCUCUAACAGGGACUUGUGUAGAGUAAAGAAGAUGAAUUUAAGAGGAGAGAGAUUUUGGUUCAUCUAAAAUGGAUCAAUGGCAAAUACGAUGGGAAGAGAAAGAUCUGAGUAGGAUUUUUUCAGGUUUUUCGAUUCCGGGUUUGUUUGUUUUAGCUUUCUAUUCUAUUAUCCUGCUUUCUAGUACUCUGUUCUCAUUUUCCAUGUUUAAGUGAGCUUUCAGAGCUCAACUUUGUUUGAAUUUUUGCAUUGGAUUUGGCUUCAUGUGUGUUUAUGUUGUUAGUAAUGCUUUUGUAUGUUGAUGGAUGUUCAGUUAUUAUUAUUUUUGAUUCCAUUUGUAGAGUCAACUGAUAGAAGCAGAACUGUUUUGCUUUAA
This is a messenger RNA of Jatropha curcas, 1790 nucleotides long. Its product is annotated as transcription factor TCP3. The record is from RefSeq and is a predicted model, not a curated record. NCBI's taxonomy places the organism in Eukaryota, Viridiplantae, Streptophyta, Magnoliopsida, Malpighiales, Euphorbiaceae. Gene Ontology annotation, molecular function: sequence-specific DNA binding; DNA-binding transcription factor activity. Gene Ontology annotation, cellular component: nucleus.